Messenger RNA from Cololabis saira (Pacific saury), 1879 nucleotides. RefSeq names its product PRA1 family protein 3-like. The transcript has 3 exons. The coding region runs from base 62 to 637 and encodes 191 amino acids. Gene Ontology annotation, biological process: negative regulation of transport. NCBI's taxonomy places the organism in Eukaryota, Metazoa, Chordata, Actinopteri, Beloniformes, Belonidae. Gene Ontology annotation, cellular component: membrane. The record is from RefSeq and is a predicted model, not a curated record.
UGACCUGUCAAAAUAGCACGCAGCGUGCUGGUGUGUUUUGUUUUGGCCGCACGCUGACAACAUGGCAGCCAAGGUGGAGCUGGCUCCUCUCAGACCCUGGGACGACUUCUUCCCCGGGGCGGACCGCUUCGCCAAGCCGGAGUUUGGAGAUCCGGCGAAGUGGAACAACCGUGUGAUCAGUAACCUGCUGUACUACCAGACCAACUACUUCGCCGUGGCCGUCGCGGUUUUCAUCAUCGUGGGGUUCAUGAACCCAUUUGGCAUGUUUCUGGGAGGUGCCGUGGUGUCCCUGGUGUUUGGGGGUUCAGUCUGGGCCGGAGAAAACAAGAGCAUCAUCAAGAACUUCAAGAAGAAGAACCCCGCUCUGUUCGUCAUCGUUGUCAUGGUCACCAGUUACUUUGUGCUGUCUCUGUGCGGUGGGGUCAUGGUCUUCAUCUUUGGGAUCUCUUUUCCUUUACUCUUAAUCCUUAUCCAUGCCUCUCUGAGACUGCGUAACAUGAAGAACAGGCUGGAGAACAAGAUUGAAGGUGUUGGGUUGAAGAAGACCCCGAUGGGUAUUAUCCUGGAUCUGCUGGAUCAACAAGAGGAGCGGAUUAACAAGAUCCAGGAUUUUAUCGAAAGUAAAAUGAAGGACUAAAUCCUCAGUCCGAAGUGUGCCAGGGGAAGCUGGUGUCAUCCAGCAUGAGUUUAGUUUUUGUAGUGUUGUAUGUGUCAUGAUUUUUACCUCCCCUUUGCCCCCUUACAUGUUUAAAGUUACUGAAUUUAACAUUUUCAUUAUUUUUUUUAUCCAUUUUCUUUUACUUUAUGAUUCAUUUGUAGUUCACUCUAUCCAAAGUGUAUAGAUGAAUAUUGAUAGGUUUGUGCAAGCAUUGUGUUAUCAUCAGGAUGUUGAGAGGGCUAGUGGGCUAAACGUUACCAAAGUUUUGAACAUUCCUGUGUCCAAAAAUGUCAAAAGUUAAGUUAUUUCCCAUUUACACAUUGCACAUUGUUCUUUAUGAUGACUGUUUUCUUUAGCAAAGUGAAGUGGAAUAUCUCAACAGAAUAACCAGUACAGUUUAUGGAUACUAGUUACAUUAGUUCUCAGAAGAAGUAAUCAUUUUCCUCUCAGUUUGCUACCUCAAAAUGAGCACCUUUACCUUUUAUGUAAUCCAAAAGGCCCUCAUUACUUAAAAACACACCAAUCACCCAGCGAACUGCUGAUUAAAGCCCAAUAAUUAUAAUCUUGUUGCGUCAGAGCUCUAUGAAUACUGACCUGAGACCAGUUCUUGUAUAAUUAUGUUUUCCAGCCUGACUAAUGAUACAGGAGUGUGGAUUUUUCUUUGUGCAUAACAGAUAUCAGUAUAUCCCCUUGUUUGAUAAAAGCUAUGCAAUAUUUAAAAAUGAAUGGCAAGUGCAGCUUUGUUUGAAUUUGUCAUGGCAUGUGCAGUUUUGUUUAUUCUGAUGUCAUGAUUUUCAUGACACAGCAUGCAGAAGUAUAGAAAUGGCAGCAAGGCAUGGGAAAAUACUGACAUAGAAACAUGCUCAUUUCGCAUUAAGUUGAAUGUCUUUGUGGAAAAAACUAACUGUCAUCUGUAAUGUUAAAUGUUAUUUUAUAGGUCCAUAUAUAUAUAUAUAUAUAUAUAUAUAUAUAUAUAUAUAUAUAUAUAUAUAUAUAUAAUUCAUAAGCACUAUCCAAAUGUCUCCUGUUGCUUUUUGCACCUGCACAUUGCUGGUUUCAGCAUGCUAUGUUGACAAAGGACCCUGGUAGGAAAGAUUGCAUAUGCAUUAUGGAUGCUGUUAUACAUAUUUAUAUCUUUUAUUUUACUUUUCCAUUCUUGAAAGUGACAAACUAAAAGUAAAACAUGGCUGUCUUCUGUAAAAUAAAAAUAACUUGUUUCAA